GUUUGAUCCAUCCUCAUCAGAUAUGGAGAAUUAUGAGCCAGAUCCGCCAAUAUUCAAUAUGACACUGCUCAACUACAGCAGUGUCGUGAAGCCGCGUCGCUACGACGUUCACAACCUCGGCGUGCCGUCCAUGUUCCACGGCUGGGUGGAUGUUCAGGGGCAGGGCGCCGCCAACGACUACUGUAGGGUGGUCACCAACUCAACCGGCGGCUACCUGCUCUCCUGCUCGCUGGCUGGAAUGGGAGGCAGCCAGAGUGACCUCAACUACAACAGCACUGGGUCUUGGUUUGAUGCAGGUCACGUGGAUACGUGGUACAUGAUGGACGUCAAUGGGGACCGUAGAGAUGACUAUUGUAGGUGCACUGGCUGCAUACCGGCAACCCGUGUUUCGUGUCUGCUGGCCGGUGAGGGUGGUUUCAAGACAGAGACAUUAGACUACGAGCCACAACCAGGUGGCUGUCACUACCGCACCGUGAACCCUUUCUUCGGACGAUAGAUCCCGUGUGGCUAGAGGACGGUACAGGAUUGUUGGAUGGACGGAUCGGUCCAUGAGUUCUCUACAAAUUAAUGAGUACUGUGCUUUAGCUAACAAUCCUAGCUCUGUUUGACGGUUAAGCCUCUAGACGCGCUUUUAAUGUGCCUGACCCAAACACGGGUCUUCCCUAUUUGAAGAGGAUGGCUCAGUAUCUCAUGAGCAUUUGGAAGUCCUCAGAAAGUCUUCAAAUCCUACAUCGGUAAAAGUCUUUUGUUCUUAGGUCCACAUAUGGUAUGUCAAACAGCGCACGCACGAGCACAGCUACACCUAAAUGUGAACUUUAGAUGUUCUCUCAAAUAUAUUCUGUGGAUGAAAAGGAUGGUGAAUGAACUCCUAAAAACGCAGUCGUUACGCUGAUUUUAGUUCUGGUACUUGUAACUUGCAUUUUCCGGAAAACCCAACAGAGGAGGUUUAUUCCCCUUUUUUUAAGUAAGCUACCGAAAAAAAGGUAUUGCAUGAUGCUCUGAGACUAUUACAAUGUGUUUUUUUUGUAUUUGCCAGCGGAACUUCGGUGACAAGCGGGUGGGACAACUCUAAGUGUUUCAAAAUUGGACAAAGAAAAUAAAUUGAGGUUAAAAGGUCUCGUCUUCAAUCGUAAAAUGACUUGGAUUCGGAUGAAGAUUGCAGGACGUGAUGCGAGUCAACCAAAUAUGACCGGACAACCCCUUCGAUAACAAAAUAAACUUUUCGAAAGAAUAGCAAAGUACUACGUUUGUCAUAAUUUUUUAAUUAAGUUGUUCGCUUGUAUAUAACAUAGCAUUGUGUGAAAUGUUACGUGUUUAUACAUUAUAAUCGUACAACAUAUGCGUGAAGUUAGUUAUUAUUACACAUAAAAGUGUGCUGUAGUGCUGAAACAGAGACUUGAUAAUUUUUUGUCGAUGUCGUGAAAAAAUAAACUACAUUUUUAACACAA
Acanthaster planci (crown-of-thorns starfish) is the source of this 1448-nucleotide messenger RNA. RefSeq lists its product as uncharacterized. Gene Ontology annotation, biological process: canonical Wnt signaling pathway; non-canonical Wnt signaling pathway. The record is from RefSeq and is a predicted model, not a curated record. Gene Ontology annotation, molecular function: Wnt-protein binding; Wnt receptor activity. NCBI's taxonomy places the organism in Eukaryota, Metazoa, Echinodermata, Asteroidea, Valvatida, Acanthasteridae. Gene Ontology annotation, cellular component: plasma membrane.